AGCAGCCAGCAUGGCCACAGCUGCCUCUAGCCCCUACACCCUGCUCAGUUCCAGUCCCAUGAUCCACCCGGAGAGCCAGGCCAUGCAGCCUGCUAGCCCCUACAGAGGACAUCAGAAACUGCUCCAGAGUGACUACCUGCAAAGUGUCCAGAACGGGCACUCCCUCGGGCACCAGUGGGCAAGCAACCUGUCGGAGGGGAGCCCCUGGUCGGCCUCCAUGGAGCAGCAGGACGUGAAACCGGGCCGAGAAGACCUCCAGCUCGGCAUCAUCCAUCACCGCUCUCCGCACGUAGCGCAUCACUCUCCUCAUCACAACAACCAUGGCAACCACCCGGGAGCCUGGGGGACUCCGGUGUCCCACAACUCCUCGAUCACCAGCGGGCAGCAGAUCAACAUCUACUCCCAGACGGGCUUCACUGUCAACGGCAUGCUGGACCACGGGGGACUCACACCUCCACCCAACCCGCAGGGCCAAGGCAUGCACCCGGGCCUCAGGGACACACUUAGCCCCGAGCACAGCGACCUCGGCGGACACCACUGCCACGACCACUCCGACGAGGAGACGCCGACUUCGGACGAGCUGGAGCACUUUGCCAAGCAGUUCAAACAGAGGAGAAUCAAACUGGGCUUUACGCAGGCGGACGUGGGUUUGGCUCUGGGCACGCUGUACGGUAACGUCUUUUCCCAAACUACUAUCUGCAGGUUCGAGGCUUUGCAGCUGAGCUUUAAAAACAUGUGCAAACUAAAGCCGCUGCUGAACAAGUGGCUGGAGGAGGCGGACUCGUCCACGGGCAGCUCCAGCAGUAUAGACAAGAUAGCAGCUCAGGGGAGAAAGAGGAAGAAGAGGACGUCCAUCGAAGUGAGCGUGAAGGGAGUUCUCGAGACGCACUUUCUCAAGUGUCCCAAGCCUUCCGCGCAGGAGAUCACGUCGCUGGCGGACUCGCUUCAGUUGGAGAAGGAGGUGGUGCGCGUGUGGUUCUGCAACCGGAGGCAGAAGGAGAAGCGCAUGACACCGCCCGGAGAGCAGCCGCCCCACGAGGGACCCUAUUCUCACAGCGGGAGCGCGGGAGACGCCUCCUCGUGCCAUGAUCUCUGACCGAAGCACCUGGAGGAAUCCCCCCCACGCCCCCCACCCCCUCCGACACACACCUCCACCUCCACCCGGUGCAGACUCUCGAGCGCACGGACGCGCGGUGGCACCUUGUAGCCCUCCGCACCUGUCCCGGUACAGACUCGCCCGGAUGCCUCCAGCACUGAAACAAUAACAGAGAUACCUGUUCAGCCUUCGUCAUUGUUUUUCCUGCCACGAGGGCAUUAUCCUAUAGCGGCAUAUCAAACAUCACAUUCCAGAUCACCUUUCUUUUUCUAUUUUCUUUUU
Messenger RNA from Pundamilia nyererei, 1378 nucleotides. Its product is annotated as POU domain, class 3, transcription factor 4. Gene Ontology annotation, cellular component: nucleus. The coding region runs from base 11 to 1096 and encodes 361 amino acids. Gene Ontology annotation, molecular function: DNA-binding transcription factor activity, RNA polymerase II-specific; RNA polymerase II cis-regulatory region sequence-specific DNA binding. The transcript has a single exon. Gene Ontology annotation, biological process: regulation of transcription by RNA polymerase II; brain development. The record is from RefSeq and is a predicted model, not a curated record. NCBI's taxonomy places the organism in Eukaryota, Metazoa, Chordata, Actinopteri, Cichliformes, Cichlidae.